Microtus oregoni (creeping vole) is the source of this 1931-nucleotide messenger RNA. Its product is annotated as probable tRNA N6-adenosine threonylcarbamoyltransferase, mitochondrial. Gene Ontology annotation, biological process: tRNA threonylcarbamoyladenosine modification. Lineage: Eukaryota; Metazoa; Chordata; Mammalia; Rodentia; Cricetidae. Bases 184 to 1428 code for a protein of 414 amino acids. The record is from RefSeq and is a predicted model, not a curated record. The transcript is spliced from 8 exons. Gene Ontology annotation, cellular component: mitochondrion.
CGAACCCGGCCUCUCAGACUUUUAAAAGCAGGUCCAGCUCCCCGCCGACAGGGACUCCGUCGCUUCCGAGCCAGCUGUGGUAGCCAAACUGAGGAAAUCCAAUUCGUCUGCGGGUAGUUCGCUGCAUGCAGGUCCCUGCAGGUCCGCUUUCCCAGCUGAGGAAUUAUCUGUAGAAUAGUAAGUAUGCUAAUAUUCAGGAAGACAGCAGGUGUUUUUGCCAAACCACCAAAGAGGAACGUGUAUGGGUUUUUGAGAAGUCUUCACGUUUCUCCUGGAGUACUUUCUCCUCCUAAGCUCGUCCUGGGGAUCGAAACCAGCUGUGACGACACAGCCGCCGCCGUGGUGGAUGAAACUGGACGCGUUUGGGGAGAAGCCAUGCAUUCCCAGACCGAAGUGCAUUUGAAAACAGGCGGAAUUGUCCCUCCAGUAGCUCAACAGCUUCACAGAGAAAAUAUUGAGCGAAUAGUAGAAGAAGCUCUUUCUGCCAGCAGAGUCUCGCCACGUGACCUCUCUGCCAUCGCAACCACCGUCAAACCAGGACUGGCUCUAAGCCUGGGCGUAGGCUUAUCAUUCAGCCUACAGCUAGUAAACCAGUUUAAAAAGCCCUUCAUUCCUAUCCACCACAUGGAGGCUCAUGCGCUUACCAUCAGACUGACCAACCAAGUAGAAUUUCCUUUUCUAGUUCUUUUGAUUUCUGGAGGUCACUGCCUGUUGGCCUUAGUCCGCGGAGUUUCAGAUUUCCUGCUUCUUGGGAAGUCUUUGGACAUAGCGCCAGGUGACAUGCUUGACAAGGUGGCAAGAAGACUUUCUUUAAUCAAUCGUCCAGAAUAUUCUACGAUGAGCGGUGGGAAGGCUAUAGAACAUUUGGCCAAAGAAGGAGAUAGAUUCCAUUUUACCCUCAGUCCUCCCAUGCAGAAUGCUAAGAACUGCAAUUUUUCUUUUACGGGACUUCAGCAUGUUAUCGAUAAGCUAAUCGAAAGGAAGGAGAAGGAAGAAGGCAUUGAGAAGGGGCAAAUCCUGUCUUCCGCCGCAGACAUCGCCGCUGCGGUGCAGCACGUGACCGCAUGCCACCUUGCCACUAGAACGCAGCGCGCUAUUCUGUUUUGCAAGCAGAGAGGGUUGUUACCGCCAGCGAACGCAGUAUUAGUUGUGUCUGGAGGUGUUGCAAGUAACUCGUAUAUCCGAAAAGCGCUGGAAAUUGUAGCAAAUGCAACGCAAUGCACUUCGCUGUGCCCUCCGCCAAGACUGUGCACGGAUAAUGGCGUUAUGAUUGCGUGGAAUGGGAUUGAAAGAUUGCGUGCCGGCUUGGGCAUUUUAUAUGACGUAAAAAACUUCCGGUAUGAACCAAAAUGUCCUCUUGGAGUAGACAUAUCCCAAGAAGUCGCAGAAGCUGCCAUAAAAGUCCCACAGUUAAAAAUGACAAUUUGAUUUGUGAUUUUUAAAGGUCUUUACAGAUCUGGGUGACAGAAAACGAACCAUCAGUUGCUACCUACAGUUGGCGCCCAACACGGGGCACGAACCCACGAUCCUGGGUAGGGAAAUGAGUGAGUAGUCUCUCUUUACAGAAGUGGACAUGAAUCACGUUCCCUAACCAACAAACUGUCUCCAACUGAUAAUCCACUUGCAAAGGAAAGAUGAUUUUUCUCCAGUGGAGGUGACUGGGCAGGGAAGAUCUGAGAGGAGUGUGGAGAGGAGAAACCACUAGACUAUUUUAUUAAAAUUUAUUUCAACAAAAUAUAUUUUCUUAAAGUUGGCAGUGAUUCUUCAGGAGAAAUACUGUUGUCAGGAUAAUCUGGCUAGUUUCUCAGAAAGUAUCUGUGAUUGUAUACAAAAUAUCUUGAGCCCACCUGAAGCUACCUCAAGGCUUGGUUGUUCGUGAUCAGAGGCUUAAUAAUAAACUUUAAUAAACUUCAAGAGUUACCCUUAAUGAC